Molecule: messenger RNA, 1146 nt
Organism: Acanthosepion pharaonis
Lineage: Eukaryota; Metazoa; Mollusca; Cephalopoda; Sepiida; Sepiidae
Source: the annotation of a GenBank genome assembly
AUGCAUUCUUUCCUCUACCAAGUGCAGGGCGCAACACCACAACCACACAAUGCUGAUUUUCUUCCUCCAAAAAAUGUAAACAAGCAGCUUGAUGACACUUCCCACUUUCGGUGUCAUUUCCGCAGUACCAUUCCUUUGAAGAAGAUUGUUGUUGAUGAUGACCAUCACAAAGCUUGGUCAUUGUAUGAUGCCGGACCACGCAGUGUUCGCUGCCCUCUCAUAUUCUUUCCUCCUGCCAGUGGAACUGCUGAUGUUUUCUUCAAGCAGAUUCUGGCAUUAUCAACUGUUGGAUACAGGGUCAUUGCUGUUGACUAUCCUGUCUAUUGGACUUUGAAAGAAAUAUGUGAAGGUUUCCAGAAACUUCUUGAUCAUUUACAACUCGACAAAGUCCACAUAUUUGGAGCUUCCCUUGGCGGUUUCAUUGCACAGAAAUUUGCUGAACACACAUCGCAUUCUCCUCGGGUGAUGUCACUCCUUUUAUGCAACUCCUUCAAUGACACUUCCAUAUUCCAGCAAACAAAUGCGGCACCCACAUUUUGGUUGAUGCCAGCUUUGUUUUUAAAGAAGAUGGUUAUUGGGAGUUUCCAAAAAGGCAUGGUUGACUCGAGUAUUGCUGAUUCCAUUGACUUUCUCGUUGAUAAGCUGGACAGCCUUUCUCAGAAGGUCUUAGCUUCUCGUCUCACACUCAACUGUAUGAGCAGCUACGUGGAACCACAAAAACUCAAUUCAGUUGACAUUACCAUUAUGGAUGUGUUUGAUGAAUGUGCUCUCUCCCAAAUGGUCAAGGAUGAAAUGUACAAAUGUUACCCUAAUGCUAAAAGGGCCCAUCUCAAGUCUGGAGGAAAUUUCCCUUAUCUCAGUCGAAGUGUAGAAGUCAAUGUUUUUAUACAGGUUCAUUUACAAAAAUACGAAGGCACAAAGUACAGUGCAAAAGAAGAGGUCGAUGCAUCUGACAUCAUUCAGAUUGACAAUAAAGCAACUUACCACAAUAAUCAGAAUGAAGACGACGACGACAACGACUCAAAAACAAAUGAGUGGAAUGAGCAAGAAGUUCCUGCUACAACCAACAACAACAAUAAUACUGACCAAAAUUCUGUAUCUGCAAUUACUAACAAUACCCUGAAUGAUUCUGCUACAGAAUCAUGA